This is a messenger RNA of Paramuricea clavata, 318 nucleotides long. Lineage: Eukaryota; Metazoa; Cnidaria; Anthozoa; Malacalcyonacea; Plexauridae. The record is from the annotation of a GenBank genome assembly.
AUGGAGAGAUAUUUGGUUCUUGUGUUGUUGACUUUAUUCUUCAGCGAGUUGGCGACUCCUGCACUCGGCUGUGAAUCGAAAUCUGACUGUGAUGAUGGUCUUAGCACGACUGCAAUUGUGGUUAUCGCCAUCCUCGUUCCAAUUGGUUUCGUAUGCAUUGUGCUGUUCUCCAUCUACAUGUGUUGCUACUACGAUGGACCGGACGAAAAUAGUGGUAGUGGUGGUGGGAGAGGGCACUGGGGAGGUCACAGCGGAGGAGGCGAUUGUGGGGGAGGAGGCAAUUGUGGUGGCGGGGGAGGGGACGGAGGUGGAUGCUAA